This is a messenger RNA of Colletes gigas, 3831 nucleotides long. RefSeq lists its product as uncharacterized. The transcript is spliced from 2 exons. NCBI's taxonomy places the organism in Eukaryota, Metazoa, Arthropoda, Insecta, Hymenoptera, Colletidae. The record is from RefSeq and is a predicted model, not a curated record. The coding region runs from base 1 to 3678 and encodes 1225 amino acids.
AUGCGUCGGUCAAUACUCAUUUGGGCGGUGUUUGGAACGCUGUUCGCGGCAAUAAGCUCGAAAACAAUUGAUCCUGGAAAGCACGAGACCCCGGAUGCUACAACAGGCGCAAGACUCUUCACGAUUCUUCCGGAUCUCUCGAUUCGUGACAAACCCGAGGCGAAACUCAACUCUAAAAGAAGUUUGUUGGUUUUGCUGCCCGAAGAAUCGCAAGGAAUCGUUCGAAAGAGCCAGAAAACUAAGCGAUGCGAUGGCUCGAUUUGCAAGGAAAAUGUCGGUAAAAAUAACGAGUACAUCGUUGGUCAGAGGCCCCCCCAAUUGGGCCUCGUUUCGUCGAGAAAUCCCAACGCGAUGAACGAAGAAGAAAACGCGGAUCGUAACGUUGCGUUUGUAAAAGCAAUUCGUGAUAAACUCAAGUCUCGAGACUACAAUGUCGGAGCAGUUCGUAAAACCUCGCAAAAAACCAGCAUAAUCGACGACGACAAAUACGUUUGUUAUUGUAGAAUGAAAAAUCCUCCGAUCGUUAGAAAAGACGCGGUACGAGACAAGUCGCAAUUGUUAGGUAGAAAAUAUAAACCAGAGAAAAAGGAGGAUAACAGAAAAGUAGUUUUACAACGCCAGAGGCCAAUCCACGCAAAUCUUCCGCAACAAUCGAAAAUCGAAAGAGUACCAGUGUUCCCAAACGCGUUUGGAUCGAACGGAGACAAACCCGAUUCGAUCGUUGGGCAACAAGCACCGACCACCCAAGGCCACGAUUUCAACGAGGAUCAGCAAACUAUUGGGCAACGACUGUGCACGCCAAACGUUGCUGAAAUACUUUCCCAACCGAAACAAUCCGCGGAAAACAACGACCUUCGCGAUUAUUCCGCGCAGGAAAAGCAUCGAGAAGAUCCCAGCGUUCCCGACUACAAUUUGCAAUCUGUGCAUCUGGAUCUUUCUCAACACACGACGCCCUGGAUUUCUCCAAACGUCGACGAUGAAAUAGAGAAAAAUGAAAUGACCCAGGAUGGUUCUAGAAACGAUCCAGAAAUUAUAAACGCCGCGUCGCCCGCGAACUUUCCCGAGACAGGUCGAACGUUAGAUUAUUCCGAAAUUAAGGAAGUCACGAGCGCGUAUUUCACGUCGAAGGCUUACAGCGACGAAACUGACGAGACGAACGGAUACGUUGGUCACACCGGACUCUCCGGUUUCGAUCAAUUCUCUAUAACCGGCGACGGAGCUACGAGCACUGCGGAGGAUCGAGCUAACGCGGCCAGCGUGCAGAGUCGAUCGAACACGCCUACGGAAGCAUCGACGAAUCGCGAGGAAGUUGCUCCCAAGAUGAACGAUACCCCUGAGUCCGAUGAUGCUAGUCAAAAUGAUGGGGAGAUUAUAUUAGGAAAGAAUAACCCGUACUGGAACAAAGCAGAGUCUGCAAACGAUCGUUUAAACGCGGACGUAGGUACAAACGUGGAAAACGAGAAUCAUAAUGGGUCCUCUUUCCCUCCAAUCGAAUCGAACGUGCAAGAGAGGAUCGACGAUACGGAUACCACGUCGAACGAAGAAUUUUCCUUGAAAAAUGUCGAAUCUAAGGAAGAGAUCGACGAUACGAACGGGGGAAACGAAGAAACAGGUCCGGUUAGUGACUCCUCGAUGGAACAGACAACAUAUUCCGGCGACCCGGGGGACGAUUACAGGACGAUCGACGUGAAUUCGGUGAACGCGGCCAAUGAAAAUGUCGCAGCGACGAUUCAGAGCGGAAACGAAUACGAUUCGGCCGUAGAGUCGACGCUGGAACCGUUCGGCGGCGUCGACGCUGGGAGAAUAAAGGAUCCAUCGGAGCAAACGUUGCCCUUCUGCGAUAAUACGCUGCUCCAGAAGUCGAUUACAGCGGUAAUUAAUAACUUCGCGACGAACGACGACUCGUCUGAAACGGUGGGCUCGACGGGGGGCGAUCUGCUCGAAGAAAUCGUAAGAAUACCGAACUUGAAAGGUAUUCUCGCCGUUCCUAUGAUCGAACGAACGAUCCUUGACAAGGCAAAGAACCUUCUGGCGAAGCAAACCGGGAUGGCUAGAUCGAAUUUCGACAACGACCAGGCCACGAGCAUAAUUAGGAACAAUUUGCGGAGCAUGAUGGCCGCCGCGACCGUCUCCGACACGGAACUUCCGCCGAUGACCGUCCAAGAGCGUCGAUUGAAGAACGGGAAAUGGAUCACGAAUCUGGUCACGCUGGAGCCCACGUCGAACGAAGGGCAACCAAUGAGCAGUUUGGACAAAUUGAGAGCCACCGUUAGAAACGUUCUCCAGGAUCCAGCUAUCGGCUUAGAGGCAGCCAGACAACCAGCUGUUCGGAACAUGAUCGUCCAAAGCGUUCGUAACACCUUUGAACCAACAGAUUCCAACGGUGUCUUGGACGAACCAGUAGUUCAGAGUAUCUUGGAGAACGAGCUGAGCCUGAUGGAAAUGGAAGACACGGAAAUUACGACGGUGGAAAGCACGGGAGAGUCUGAGACGAUCGAUGAGUCGAAUUUCGAUAUGGAGAAGCUUUUGCAAAUUGCUAAGAACGAGGCAGGCAUGGAUUCGUCGACGAGUUCGAUAGAAACUGUGACGACAAUGUCCGUAAGCCCGGAGUUACCGGAAGGAACUGCUGAAAAUUUCGUAGGAGCGACCAAGAUACUCGAGUCUACGGAAUACUUGGAAUUAUCGUCUGUAGAGACCACUAGUUAUCCGGAGGAAAACGAAACGCUCGAAACAGAAGGAAAAUAUCGCGAAUCGGAGUCAACGGUAUCAAAUCUGGAAGGAUCUCCGGAAGUAUUCACUCCGUCGAACAUCGUAGGUGUUACUUCAAACGAUCAAAAUGAAUUUUCAACUUCAGAAAUGCCAGAAAGUACGGAAGGAACGAUGGUGAUGGAAGUAAAUUCCAACGACGACGGUUCCCCUGAACACGAUUAUACGUAUUUAGGAAAGAUCUCUAUGAAGAAGAACGAUUAUGAUGACGUGCAAAGUCUUCGAAACUCGGAGCUGUAUUAUGUCGGCGAUGGCGUGAAACUACCAUUGGAGAUAACAAAAUUGAACGACGGUUCGUACGCUUUGUCGAUCUCCAGAAAAGUCUGUGAACACCUAUUGAACAAAGAGUGUCCUUGUUGCGUGCCCACGAAGGGUAACGUUGUUCGUACUGUACGAAGAAAUCCGGAAACAAUCGAAUCGAUCGGACGGAAGAGAAUUUCUAAACGCGAAUCGACUAAAUCAAUUUUGUCGAACGAACGGGGAGAUCGUAAUUCGGCUGACGACAGCUUACAGAUUCUCUCGAUGCCCGUGGAGACUUUUGCAAAAAGAUACAAUUUGUCUCUGAACUUGGAGAAAGUGCAAGCUCCGUGGAAUUUCAACGCGAACGAAAAGAUCGAUGGAUACGCGAACGGUCGGGAGAAAAAUGUUCGGGACGAUGAAGAUAACGCUGACACGGAUCUCCUUCGUAAUUUGUUAUCGGUUCACGCGGUUUCGGAAAAUGAUAAGCUGGAAACACCUACGGCAGAUAUCGAUACAAUGAAUCACAUGUACCAACUGCGGAAACAAAGAAGAUUCGAUAAAUAUCGAUAUCAGCGUAAUAUCGACGAGACCGUGAACAAACGAGUAGAAAUAGUGACCAGCGUGUUGAACUGGUUAAGAGAUAUGAUUUUAAGCUCGACUCCCGAUACAUAAACACUUUUCCAUCAACUCGAAUAUUUAAAAACAAAUCUUAGUUGUAACAUUUAUAUUUUAUACUUUAAUAUCUUUUUAUAUUUUAUUAUAUUGAUAUUUUCCCUAGCUCCCUAUAAAGUACAAGUUACAUUUGUUUUGUAUUAUGUAAAAUAA